This is a messenger RNA of Pocillopora verrucosa, 1821 nucleotides long. Its product is annotated as mitogen-activated protein kinase kinase kinase 7. Gene Ontology annotation, biological process: signal transduction; protein phosphorylation. NCBI's taxonomy places the organism in Eukaryota, Metazoa, Cnidaria, Anthozoa, Scleractinia, Pocilloporidae. Gene Ontology annotation, molecular function: protein kinase activity; ATP binding. Gene Ontology annotation, cellular component: cytoplasm. The record is from RefSeq and is a predicted model, not a curated record.
ACUGGUCAUCUGGGAAGUAGAUCUCGCUGGGAACACAGACAUUCACGCAACGGUCUUCAAUCGCUGUUUGUAAACCAUAUUAAUAUUUCGAAGGGCUAAACUGCAGAAUAUCCAGACUUUCUUUUUGAGUCUUCAUUUCCUCUAAAAAGAGGACAAGAAAUUAAAAUUACAAUGGAUAAAGGGAGCACAUUUCAUACUGUGGUGACAGGGCAUACAGUAGUCACAAAUCCAAGCACAAGGCCUCAAUCAAAUGAUAUUUCAGAAGUGCAGACUCUGAGAGAACAUAAUAAAGGACUGAGAGCAGUGCUCAGGGAGAGGGAGAAGGAUUUAGAAAAUGAAAAUAAUAAGAUAACGUGGUUGCAAAGGCAUAUAAAAGAUCUGCAAAAUGAAUUAGAGGAGAUGAAGAAGAAAUUAUAUGAGAAAGUCAAUGAAUUAUCAAUCCUGAACACGCAACUUGAAUUGGAAGUCAUGAGGAACCACAGAGCAAAGGAAGCAAUAGAGAAAGUUGAAGCAGAGAUGGAAAGACUUAAGCAAGCAAGAAGAACAGUUGACAGGGACAUGGAUAUAGGCCAAGCACCUUCUGUGCCUACCAACUCACAAAAGGUUUCCAUUGGUGCCAUGGUGACAGGGCAAACAGUGAAUCAAUGGAGGGAACCGCAGGUUUUGAGAGAAGAAAAUGAAGCCUUAGAAGCAAAGCUCAGGGAGCUGGAGAAGAAUUUAAAAAUAAUAAUGGGAAUGAGAUUGAAGUUGCAAGGAGAAUGUGCCUAUCUGCAAGGAAAAUUUAAAUCAAGGAAGGACACAAAAUACAUGAAAGAGGUUGAAAUAUCGAGAGUAAAGCUAAGAAUCACAGAGGAAGCUACGAAGAACCGCAUACUAGAGGAAGAACUACAAAACAAAAAUAAAGAAUUACACAGAGUUAAAGAUUAUAUGACAAUAACUCAGCAUGCAAAAAGAACAGUUGAAGAGAACGAGGUUCAUGGCCAAAAGCAACAAAAUUGUAGCGAACAAGUCCGGCGCGGUGAAGUUCAGCUGGACAGGGUUGUUGGGAGAGGGGCCUAUGGAGAAGUUUGGAAAGGAAAGUUGCGUGGCAUCAAGGUUGCUGUAAAGAAACCUCGCGAAAAUUCAUCUGAAUGUCGCAAUCUCUUUGAGCAAGAAGUUACGAUUAUGUUUCAGCUUCGACACCCGAAUGUGGUGAAAUGUAUUGGUAAGAUAGAUGAUGAUGAUGGAUUACCGUGUAUAGUCCUAGAAUAUGCCGACGGCACCCUCGGAGAACUUUUGAAAGAGAGGCCAUUGACACAUCUUGAAGUAUUCUCCUUUGGUCUUGAUGCAGGUCGUGGCCUCUUAUAUCUACACACUCGUCGUCCGGUUCCGAUUCUUCAUCGGGAUCUUCAUCCCGGUAACCUACUCUUCUUCCUAAUCGCCAAACUCCCAGGUAGAAUGCUUAAGCUUUGCGACUUUGGUACCGCAAAUUUUUUGCGCAAAACCAUGACACCUGACCAAGGAACACCAUGGCUCAAUGCCCCUGAGGCAAAAACGCAGCACUACACAACAAAAGCUGACGUGUAUAGCUUUGGGCUGCUACUGUUAAUGUUGAUUAUCAGAGUCUGGCCUAAGUCGGAAAACCUAACAUGUCAGGUGCAAAAAGUAUUCGAUACUUCCCUGCAAGAACUGAUAAAAGAGUGCACAGCACAAAACCCAGAGUUACGACCAGACAUGCGUAAAGUGGUUUACAAGCUGAUGAGAAUGAAAUCUGGUGCAGUUAGAGCACAUUUAAGAAACCGAGAGGAAAAGUAUAAAGUCACUGAAAACAAGCUUCAGUAG